Molecule: messenger RNA, 579 nt
Organism: Echinostoma caproni
Lineage: Eukaryota; Metazoa; Platyhelminthes; Trematoda; Plagiorchiida; Echinostomatidae
Source: the annotation of a GenBank genome assembly
AUGCCUUUUGGUGCACCUAAGUGCGACAGUGCCAAGUUGAAAUCAAACCUGAAACUAUGUAGCAACCGUCUCAAUCUUCUCCAAAAAAAGAAAACAGAAAUUGGUCUCAAAAAUCGCAGGGAAAUUGCAGAGUUGAUUAAACAAAAGAAAAUUGAGCGAAGUAGGAUCAAAACGGAGCAAAUUGUGCGUGAAGAUUACGUCGUUGAGGCCAUGGAAAUUCUGCAAACGUACUGUGAUUUGAUAGUCACACGUUUUGGCAUAUUCGAGGCGAAAAACGAGGUUGAUCCGGCUCUGGAAACGGCCAUCGCAACUCUCAUUUGGUCCACUCCACGGCUGAAUGCUGAAGUCAAUGAGCUUGAGCCCAUAAAAAAAUUAUUUUGUGCUAAGUACUCAAAGAGUUACGUUGAUUCAUGUUUGGAGAACAAAAUGCACACAGUCAACCCAUCUGUCAUUCAAAAGCUGGACGUUAUGGCCCCGUCGAAACAACUAGUAGAGCUGUAUAUGUCAAUGGCUCUGCGCAUUGAGCUUACGAGGUUAAUGCUGAGUCAUGAUCGGGACGUCGAACGUGCCCUACCCUAG